Messenger RNA from Racocetra persica, 559 nucleotides. The record is from the annotation of a GenBank genome assembly. NCBI's taxonomy places the organism in Eukaryota, Fungi, Glomeromycota, Glomeromycetes, Diversisporales, Gigasporaceae.
AUGGAUGCCAGCAUCAUUGCAUCUUAUUACCGUCAUAUUCAGCUUCAAUAUGCAAUUGAUCGCGAUGAAGCCGAGGAGAAAGAUAUAUAUAAAGUCAAUCAAUUGCAGACUAAGAUUGCUUGGAAUGAAGUAUCAGCUGAAGUGAUCAAAAGGUGUUGGUUUCGCACAAAAGUUGUAUCCCCUCACGAUAAAAAUGGUGUACCUAUUGUCCUCCUCAUUACUGAUGAAGGUAUUGAUGAUAUGGAAGAAAACCUAUUUUUUGAUCCAAAUAAUGAACUAGCAGUUAAGGAACUCCAACAGCAAAUAAAUAUAUUGCAUGUUUGUAAUCCAAUGCCAAUUGAAGACUUGCUAAACCUUGAAGAAGAACAAGAAAUACACUAUCAGUUUACCAAUAAAGAUUUGAUUCACACUGCUACAGAAAUUGAACAGGAACAAUUGAACAUUUUACAUAGUGCUUUAAGAAUUGUUGAUGAAAGGAUCGACGAUGGUGGAGUAACAAUGAAAUCAUUACGCAAGCUACAAUUCUGUAUUCGUGAGGAAGUUCAAAAAGAAAAAGCUG